Molecule: messenger RNA, 2425 nt
Organism: Dreissena polymorpha
Lineage: Eukaryota; Metazoa; Mollusca; Bivalvia; Myida; Dreissenidae
Exons: 14
Coding region: 383-1468 (361 amino acids)
Source: RefSeq, a predicted model, not a curated record
AAAUAGAUCAGUUCACAGUUAAAUAAUAAAUGAGCAAUUGACUCAAUGUGCAGCGUGCGUUAUGUCGAUAAUUAUCUGGUAAAGUUGUGCAGAGCUGUUUUUUCUCUCAAAACAAUGGUUGCCGGUAUUGAAUAAAACUUAAUUUAGAAUUGUUGGAUUUUCGUCUAGGUACACCAAAUUCAAAGAAAAUGAACACGAUUACGUGAAGCCGUUAUUGCUUUGUCUGGACAGAAAGUGGCAAGACUUAUUACUCAUCUGUGAGGCAAUGCAGUCAUACAUCGUUUUGCUGAAUUAAAGCAGGUACGCGAAGCAGUCGUUCUUCAAGGCUUAUUUCUGAAUAAAACUACUAAAUAAAGUCCGAAAAAUACAAUAAACUGAGGUAAUGGCACGUAGUGAGUAUUCUGGAGAAUCUAACGAUGAUUCGAGAAGCGUGUCCGAUGAAAGCAUCGAGGUCCUACGGCGAACAUCGCCUUCCCUGUCUGAUUUAGAUGAAAAUAUCACAAUACCAAAUAACAGGGAAGCUGGUAACAACAAUAAUGCUGUUUCUUUCCUUAAAUCACGUCUUCAAGAAGUUAUUGGAAAACUCAAUUCAGAUGAAAAUAUCACAAUACCAAAUAACAGGGAAGCUGGUAACAACAAUAAUGCUGUUUCUUUCCUUAAAUCACGUCUUCAAGAAGUUAUUGGAAAACUCAAUUCAGGAGGAUCAUGGAAUCAGUUGUUUCCAUUGUAUAAAAUGUUACGAAAAAUGCUGAAACGGAUAAAACGCUGCGAAGGAGGCAAUUUUGUAAGUUUACAGACCAACAAAAAACACAAACAGAUUAUAGAAGAAAACAUGUGUAGACUCAACAGAAACAAACUACUUACAAACGUCAAUUUACCUCAUAGCAGAAUUGGUGAAAAGUCAAUAAUGCUCAAAGAGAUAGAUAGCACCGGUCCUACAGAUAUUCACUUGCCGUAUAACAUAUUUGGUGAAAAUUCUAUUAUUCUUAACGAAAAAAAGAAUAUCGAAAGUACAGGGAACUACGAAUAUAGUCCACAACUUGCAGCAGAAUACUACUUCGCAAUCAAGACCUAUUAUAGAAAUGUUUGGAACGCAAUACUUAACUUGCAAAGUAUUUUCGAGUCACAGCCGACUUUAGUUUCAGAUAUUGAAAUAAAUUACAUUGUUGAUUCCGCCACAAUCAAUAUUCGUCAUAUGGAGGCAUAUGCUAUUCGAAUGGCUCGUUACGGAUAUCUCUCAGAAUACGAUGCAGUUGUUGAGCAUAUGGAAGACCAAUUUAUAAGACUAGGUCUUUUAGGAGAACACUAUGCACAACUAAACAGACACUACGAAUACGAACUCAUAGCAAAUUUGAGGCAAACCCUUGAACAUGCUCUGAUAAAUGUUCGACAGUAUGUUGAUUUGUUUCCACGACCUAUUAAGUAUAAUUCGACAAAGUCAAAAGACCGUCGUCCCGAAGAAGGUUGAAAUAAAUUUGAACAGACAGUCAUAUUGCUGGUUGGAUUUGUUUUUUGAUUCAGGCGUAUUUAUAAGCAAAGUGUUGAUCAUUGACGUUUGAAUCCGAACGCCUAGAGAAGUCGUGGUUUGGUUGCGGACUAUGUGGUGUUCCAUUCAGCAAAUGCGUUCGUCGGGACUAUGAUAUGAGAAGCUUUUUACAGGAGUUUGAAAUUGAAAACAUUUGUUUAUCAUAACAUAAAGCAGAUGUUUCUAUUGAACUAAACCGGCUGUCAUAAGAUGUUAAGUUUUGAGUAGAAAUGCACCUUAUUAUACUAUCCCCGCGACAGUCUAUGCUAUUUGCACCUGGAAGAGUACCUGAUCUUAUUUGAAAACAUAAUGACACGUUAGGUUGAAAUGUGAUUUUUUUCCUUAUCGAAUCGAAUUUAUAUGAAUAUUUAUCGGCGAAAAUGUUUUCCAUGUUGAGUUUUUUUUCUGUGAGACUAUGUGUAGUCUGAGAUGUUAACAACAACAAGAUCACACACAUAAUACAGAUUUUUGUUUGCUAUAUAAAUGUAACUAACCAGUUUGCGUAUUUCGAAUUUUUGGUGUAAUUGGAUAAGGAAAGCAUGUAUAAAUUAGUUUUUUGUUAUAUUAGGUUCUAGGGUAAUGGAUUAUGUAAUGGAUUAAAUAAUAACUACAAAAAGUAUGUUUCUAUAUGAUAAAAUUAACAUUUUUCGUGUGGAUUAUCAAACUACUUUGUCUGACUAUUAUGUAAUGUAUUUUUGUUUUGAAUUUAGUAAAUAGGUACACAUCUGCAGAUAUCAGAAAUAAAAAAUUAGUAAGAAUUAUUUUUAAAAUAUGUAUCACCUGUUCUCAAAUAUGGUAGCAUGGUUACGGAGUUUGUUAAAGACGAUCUUAUACAUUACAUGCACAUUAAGUUUUGUAAAAAUGCCUACGUCUUUUAACGAAAUACAAUGAUUGUGUAUA